CGCAUACUUCAGCCAAAAGGAACGGUUUCUUUCUCUCUCUUCUUUUCUCCAUUAUAUAUUUUUGAGUCUGCCUCGUUAUCUCUCUCUAUCUUGGUCAUUUAGAGAACCAUUCUUAUUUUCUCCCCUUUUAACUAGAAUAAUUAGUAACAAACCGAAAUGCAGACGAUAAAGUGUGUCGUAGUUGGAGAUGGUGCUGUGGGAAAAACCUGUCUUUUGAUAUCGUACACCACAAACAAAUUUCCUUCUGAAUAUGUGCCUACGGUCUUUGACAACUACGCAGUAACGGUGAUGAUUGGUGAUGAGCCGUACACUUUGGGACUGUUCGAUACAGCAGGCCAAGAGGAUUAUGACCGACUCCGCCCGCUGUCAUACCCACAAACCGACGUCUUUCUGGUCUGCUUCUCGGUCACGUCCCCUGCGUCGUUCGAAAACGUCAAAGAAAAGUGGUUUCCUGAAGUCCACCACCAUUGCCCUGGCGUCCCGUGCCUAAUUGUCGGUACACAGAUCGAUUUGCGCGAUGAUCCCAGUGUCACCGAAAAACUGGCUCGGCAGAAACAACGGCCUAUCAGCUUUGAUGCCGGUGAGCGACUUGCACGAGAGUUGGGCGCUGUCAAGUACGUCGAGUGCUCGGCCCUGACGCAGAAGGGAUUGAAGAACGUAUUUGAUGAGGCUAUCGUGGCAGCGUUGGAGCCGCCUGUCAAGAAAAAAUCGAAAAAGUGCACGAUUUUGUAGACAAAACGAAACGAAACGAAACGAAAUGAUAAAAAAAGACACACACAAACUCACGCACGAUUCACACACGGCAAGCACGUACGCGUUUCUUCUUCUUGUUCUUCUUGCCCAGAUAACGUGUUGAAGGACUAUUUCUCUCUUCUAUUUCAAACCACCACACGCGCACACACAACAUCUACUUUUGUAUUCUAUCCAAGUUUCUAAUCUCUCGCUCUCUCUCGCUCUCUCUCUCUCUCUCGACCAUCGCUCUUUAUAUCGUCUAGCUAGCCUUUUCCUCUCUCUUUUUCUUCUUCUUCUUCUUUACCCAUCUUCUUUCUUCUUUUUUUCGCCAACUCCUUUCUUCUCUCUCUCUCUCUUCAUUUAUACUCUUUACUUCAAUAUUUUCUCUGUCUCUUUUUUAGUUUCGAAAUAAGAAGGCAAGAAUUUUCUCUAUCCAUCUUUCCACAAAA
Molecule: messenger RNA, 1181 nt
Organism: Zychaea mexicana
Lineage: Eukaryota; Fungi; Mucoromycota; Mucoromycetes; Mucorales; Lichtheimiaceae
Product: cell division control protein 42
Exons: 6
Coding region: 157-732 (191 amino acids)
Biological process (GO): small GTPase-mediated signal transduction
Molecular function (GO): GTPase activity; GTP binding
Source: RefSeq, a predicted model, not a curated record